Meloidogyne enterolobii is the source of this 1050-nucleotide messenger RNA. NCBI's taxonomy places the organism in Eukaryota, Metazoa, Nematoda, Chromadorea, Rhabditida, Meloidogynidae. The record is from the annotation of a GenBank genome assembly.
AUGUUUUCAAUUUCAAAUAGUUUUACCCAGUCUAAUAGCAAUUCUAACACUUCAAAUAAUGCAACAGAUACUCCACCAGUCCAACAACAACAAAAUAAACGGCCCAUUCCUCCAACUCAAAAUGUCCCUCCAAUUAUACGUUCAACUUCGAAUCAUUCAAAUGCUUCAACUUCACAACAACAUGCUGUUAAUUUUUCUGGUAGUAAUAGUAAUAUACAACAACAACAACCAUUACAACAACAACCACAAAGAAUUUCUACACCAUCAGCUGUUAUUAUGACUUUAUCAUCUCCUCCUCCAAAUAUUCAACAAAAUCCACCAUCUAUCCAUCACCCCAUUCCACAACAACAACAUAAUAUUGGUGGUCCAAACCUUCACCAUUCUGAAAUUCACCAUAUUUCUGUUUCGUCUCCAACUCCAAUUAUUCCACAAUUAUUACAACAACCUUUAAAUGUUUCUGGUUCACGUUUUGUACAACAACACCCCCAACAACACCCACAGCAACAACCCCAACAGCAACAACCCCCUCAGCAUCAUCCUCAACGUCUUCCACAAUUACUUCCAUUAAAUUGCCCAUUACCUGUUGUUGGUUCGCCGCCAAUUUCUUUACCUAAUACACCUCUAACUCCUGUUAUGCAUGGACCGCCUGAUCAGAUGCAAAUUAUGAGACAGAAUAUAGUAUUGCAACAGCAACAACAUAUUGGUCAACAACAACUUCAACAGCAGCCUCAUCAACAACAACAACGUUCUAUUCAACAACAACAACCUUGUCUUCCUCAUAGACAACCACCACCACCACAAUUUCGUAUGCAACAAAUUCCACAAAAUCAUGCUGGUCCAAUGCCCCAUCAAAUUCAACAACAAAAUAUUUGUCAAAAUUCACAACAAUCAAUGUUUAAUCAACAACAACCACAUCAACAACCUCCACCACAUAUUAUUCAACAACAACAGAUGCAGCAACAUCAGCACUAUAUGACAGCACAAAGACUUCAUUUACAGCAACAACAAUUGAUGCUUUCACAGCAGGCAUUGAAAAAAAUUUUUUUCUAG